UCUCUGCUGGCACACUGGCAGCUAAUGGGUUGCAUCUACUGAAACUAACAGCAACCUCUGCGGGAACUUCAUGGCUGUGCGCGGCACCGUUCCUCCUCCGGAUUACUACCCGUUCGAUAUCGCUCUCUCGGCCCAGCCGCCUGAAGAUCUGCAGGGCUUUUAUAAAGGAAACCAGCACAUGCUGAGCAGAUCAGGCUCGCAUUACGGCCUGGCCGCCGGAGGGGUCAGGACCGCUUGGGAUCAAGGGCAAGCUAGAGCGGUUACUCCUGGUCCUACGCCUGGACCUCUUCCUCCUCCUCCUCCGCCUCCUCCUCCUCCACCCCCUCCUCCCCCGCCCUCGGCUCAUGAGAUCAGCCGCUUGUACAGGGAUUCUCUGGCCGUCAAGAUGAUCCCAGACAGUCAGCGUAUUCGCAGUAGAGCCGCUUCGCCCGCUUGCUUCGGCAUCGAGUCCAGGUUUGCGGCCGAACAGGCCAGCCUCGGCGGUCACUCCGUGUACGGCGACGUCAACGGCCUUCCUCUGGAGUCCUGUCAGCCGGCAUCCACCUGCAUAGUGGUGGACCCAACGGCUUCGGUCAUGGAUGGGACUCUUCCUAGAGGGAACCCUGCUUACGGGUCUGUUGCAACUCAGAGGAUGCCCUAUGACCCUGCGUACGAUCCGGGCACUGCUAUGGCACCGGCUCCGCUCACCGGCGGGAUGCCGUCGGCGGCCGACCCCAAGAGGACCGUGGAUCCGAGCUUUCUGGCUCUUCUGCGUUCCGAGGGUCUGUCGGAAAGCACUAUAACUCUUCUCCUACAGCAAGGGUUUGAUUCGACAUCCAUGCUUGCCAUGAUGGAAGACCACGACGUCCGCUCCGUGGCUCCCAAUUUGGGACAAGCACGUGUGCUUUCAAGAGUAGUUCUCAAUUGCAAGACCGGAGCAACUGGCGCUGCAGUUAUGCGUGGUCGUUCUAACAGCUUCAGCCACCGCAAUGAUCUCUACAUGCAGCCUCAGACGCUCGGCAUGGACGGGAAUCUCAUUCAACAGCCUCCCAGCGCCCUGCAAUCCGUCUCGCCUAGAAUGGGAGAGUUUCUCGGUCGCCGUCCGAGCAGCGCACCAUCUCAGCAUCUCCUCGAAACCACGACAUACCCAGGGGUUCGCUCGAUCGGAGGUCUUCCGGUUAGUCCGGGCGGCUACACCACUGCGCUUCCUCAAACACGGCCUUUGUACAACGCCCACACCGGCUUGGCCAUGUCCGCCCUGCCUGCUCAACAACAACCUCCGACCACCCCAGGAGUGGCACCCAAGACCUUCUCGAGUACGUACACCCCUAUGGAGCUGAUGAAGCGUCCUCCAAACCUUCCUCCUCUUUCUCCUGCUCAUAGUCCGCAUCACAGCCCUCAGUUACUGCGCAAGGGAGCAGCGCCCGCGGAGAGUGCCAUUCUUCCGGCAUCUUCAGCCCUUCAGCCUCAGACCCUUAAUGCUAACAAUAAGCAAACCCGUCGAACCGGACCUCCGGUCAUCGUUUCCACCAUGGCUUCGCCUGACACAAGUAUCAGGCCUCAGAUCGUGAACGGCCCGAUGCAUCCUCGUCCUCUGGUGGCUCUGCUGGACGGUCGGGACUGUACGGUGGAGAUGCCCAUCCUCAAAGAUCUGGCCACCGUGGCCUUCUGUGACGCCCAGUCCACACAGGAGAUCCAUGAGAAGGUGUUGAACGAGGCGGUGGGCGCUCUGAUGUACCACACCAUCACACUGACGCGAGAAGAUCUGGAGAAGUUUAAAGCGCUCAGGAUCAUCAUCCGCAUCGGCAGCGGAUACGACAACAUCGACAUCAAAGCGGCCGGAGAACUGGGUAUCGCGGUGUGUAACAUCCCGUCGGCGGCGGUGGAGGAGACGGCGGACUCGACGCUGUGUCACGUGUUGAAUCUGUACCGCAGGAACACGUGGCUGUAUCAGGCGCUGAGGGAGGGCACGCGCGUUCAGAGCGUGGAGCAGAUCCGGGAAGUGGCGUCGGGAGCCGCACGCAUCCGCGGAGAAACGCUCGGACUCAUCGGCUUCGGUCGUUCAGGGCAGGCCGUCGCCGUCAGGGCCAAAGUGUUCGGCUUCAACGUGAUCUUCUACGACCCGUACCUGCAGGACGGUCUGGAGCGUUCGCUGGGCGUUCAGCGCGUUUACACACUGCAGGAUCUGCUGUAUCAGAGCGACUGUGUGUCGCUGCACUGCAACCUGAACGAACACAACCAUCACCUCAUCAACGACUUCACCAUCAAACAGAUGCGUCAGGGCGCGUUCCUGGUGAACACGGCUCGAGGAGGUCUGGUGGAUGAGAAGGCUCUGGCUCAGGCGCUGAAGGAGGGCCGGAUACGAGGAGCCGCUCUCGACGUCCACGAGACCGAACCCUUCAGUUUUGCGCAGGGUCCUUUGAAAGACGCUCCUAACCUGAUCUGUACGCCGCACACGGCCUGGUACAGCGAGCAGGCGUCUCUAGAGAUGAGAGAAGCGGCCGCCACAGAGAUUCGCAGAGCCCUCACAGGCCGGAUUCCUGACAGUCUGAGGAACUGCGUGAAUAAGGAGUUCUUCGUGUCGUCGGGUUCCUGGGGCCUGAUGGAGCAGCAGGUGCAUCCUGAGCUCAACGGCGCCGCCUACAGGUUCCCGUCAGGUCUGGCCGGAGUGGCAGCGGGGGGCGUCCCGGCGGGUUUGGAGGGUCUGGUUCCGGGCGGCGUGCCGGUGACCCACUCACUGCCCGCGGGAAACCACCCGUCCCAGACGCCGUCCCCGAACCAGCCCUCGAAACACGGAGAGAGCAGAGAGCAGCUGAGCGAGCAAUAGCAUCAUCAUCGUCAUGGUCAUCACACACCGAACUUCUGCCUCUUUACCUUCCUUUUAUUAUUUUCCUUUGUACGGUUUUGGAGGACGUGAGUGUUUUUGACAUCUCAUCCACAGGAACUCAGCACACAGACUGGAGUUUAUUAGUUUGACGUGUUUCUUUCCUCAAUCUCUUACGUGUGAAUAAUUGAAUAAAUCAAUCAGGCAAUAGGGCGAAAGCGACGCCUCGAAGCCACGCCCGCUCACCCAUCCGUCACCACGAUUGACAGCUCAGCGCUCUGCUCUGAUUGGCCAGGGCUCUCAGACUUCAGCCAAGGAGUGAAACACCAAACGAAAUCUUUCUCUCGUGUGUUUUGUUUGUGAAUGGGUUCAUCAAACUGUGAUCUCUACCGACGAACGCUUCUGUUUCUUUCUCGUACCAGCAGAUGAUGUUUCGUGUUUUAUAUUCGAUGAGUUUGAGCUUCAUUUCAUGAUAUGACUCAGGAAAAUCUCACCUUCGAUGUUUUUCUUUUUCUCCACCAAACGCGUUUGGCUCACGUUAGUAUUUUUAUACGGGACACGUGCUCUCCAGCAGAAUGAAAGUGCGGUAGGUUUGUGUCGUUUAGAUGAAUGUCCUGUAACGUUCCUCAUAGUCGCGUGUGAUCCUCUUCGUUUGGUUUGUUUGUCAGAAGGCGGAUCUGAUUCAGAAGCGGGAGGUUGUUUGUUUUCUUGUGAUUAUUUGUAUUUGGUGAACAUUUAGCAUCAGUGCAGAUCAAAUAAAACAUGCAGGUUCAGAACUUGA
Labeo rohita (rohu) is the source of this 3584-nucleotide messenger RNA. RefSeq names its product C-terminal binding protein 2, like (gene ctbp2l). Bases 71 to 2806 code for a protein of 911 amino acids. The record is from RefSeq and is a predicted model, not a curated record. Gene Ontology annotation, molecular function: transcription corepressor activity; oxidoreductase activity, acting on the CH-OH group of donors, NAD or NADP as acceptor; NAD binding. The transcript has 9 exons. Lineage: Eukaryota; Metazoa; Chordata; Actinopteri; Cypriniformes; Cyprinidae.